UUUUCUUGGCAAUGCCACAAAUGGCUACUGAGGAAAACCAUAACAAAACUUCAAGAAUCCCUUCAAAUCUAACUCCAUCACCACAAAAAAACAAACCCAUUUCACCAAAUCAAGAUGCAUUGGCUCUAUCAUUUCCUAGAAAUGAAGAACCAGUUCCAUUAGAAGUAUUUUACCCGUGUGAGGACGACAAAAACAAUAACCUAUUAAAGAGAAGAUCUUCUAGAUUUACUAUUAACAAGUUCAGUACUAGUGCUGCUGCUGCUACUACUACUACAGACAAAAAAGACAUGAAAAACAAUUUGGAAAAAUGUAAGGGCAAAAGUGUAAAUUCAAGGAAAUCAGAGGGUAUAAAAGAAGCGGAAUUGUCGAGGAAAAGGAAGUAUAAGAAUGAAGAAAAAUUAGAGUUGUUGGCAUUGGAGGAAAGCAGCGCGUCGGGUACACGCGCCACUAGUAAAAGAAGCGGUACGAAGAGGGAAUUGCUGGCUUUGCUGACACCGAACAGCGGCGCGUUUAACACACGCGCCUUAAGGGGGAGUGGUUCAGUAAAUGUAGGUCACAAUUCAUUAGAGUUGUUGGCAUUGACGGAGAGCGCGUCGGUUACACGCUCCGCCGGCGGCACGAAGAGAGAAUUGCUUGCUUUGGUCAAACCAGAGGGUAAGAACAGCGCGUCGGUUACACGCGCCGCCUGUAAGAAGAGCUGUACGAAGAGAGGAAUGCCGGAGCCAAAGGAAAGCGCGUCGGGUACACGCGCCGACGGUGAGGAGGAAAUGGGUGAAACCCCAAAAUCGCAAUCCAACUCUAAUGGAGCUAAACUGGAGUUGUUGGCAUUGCCGGAAAGCGCGUCGUUUCCACGCGCCGCCAGUAAAAAGUACGGCACGAAGAGGGAACUGAUGGCUUUGCUGACACCAGAGAGCAGCGCGUGGAAGAAACGCGCUUCCGGGGGAAGUGAUUCAGUAAAUGUGGGUGGUCACGAUUCCCGAGGAUCUUGGAGAAAAGAUUCAGUUUUUACUGAAUCUCCUGAAACAUCGGAAGUGAAGACUUUGAGAUCAAGAAAAAUACAAGUGAGUGUUAAUAAUAAUAGCAGUGAUGAUAAUAAUAAAGGGUCAGAUGUGAAAAGGAAAAAAUCAUCAGGAAAAAAUGGGAGUGUUAAUAAUUCAUCAGAUUCAGCAGAGAAAAGUGUGAAGAAACAGAAGAGUAAUGUAUGUUUUAUUGGGGAGCCAAUACCUGCUGAGGAAGCUCAAGAAAAGUGGCAAUGGCGUUACGACUUGAAGAAUAAAAAGACGCAGCGUCAAGGCUGGAAAUUAAAUGCUGGUGAAGAAGAUGAAAUCGUAUUAAAUGUGGAAUGCCAUUAUGCUCAAGCUAAGGUUGCUGGUUUCAUUUUCAAUAUUGGGGAUUGUGCAUAUGUAAAGGGUGAAGGCAAGAAAAAACAUAUUGGCAGGAUCUUAGAGUUUUUCAAGACAACAGAGGGGGACGAUUAUUUUAGAGUACAAUGGUUCUUCAGAGCUGAAGAUACGGUGUUGAAAGGUGCUGCUUCUUUCCAUGACCCAAAGCGCAUAUUCUAUUCUACUUUAGAGAAUGAUAAUUUACUAGACUGCAUAGUUUCCAAAGUCAAUGUGGUAGAAUUACCAACCAGGCAUGUGGAUAGAAAGGAUGUUCCACCUGCUCACUUUUAUUACGACAUGGAAUACUGUGUUGACUAUUCCACAUUCCAUACAUUGCAUAAUGUCAAGAGUUCCAUUUCCCCUUCGCUGGUGGAUGACGCUUCAUAUAAGCCUAUUACUACAUAUCCUCUGGAGGUAUUGCCAACUUGUGAACCUAUGAAAGUAGAGUUGUCAUUAUUGGAUCUAUAUGCUGGUUGUGGUGGCAUGUCUAUGGGGUUGUGCCUUGGUACCAAACUCUCUGGUCUUAAUCUUGUGACGAAAUGGGCUGUUGAUUUUAAUAGGUCUGCUUGUGAUAGCUUGAAACUGAAUCAUCCUCAGACACAUGUUAGGAAUGAAGGUGUUGAGGAUUUUCUGGAGCUACUGAAAAGAUGGGAGAAGCUAAUUCAGUCGUAUGGCUGUAGUGAUUUCAAAACAAGCUCAAAUUGUGAGCUAGAUGAGAGAGAUGAAGGUGAAAACAAAGAUAAAUCCCAAGCUGGUUCUAAAGCAUCUUCGGGAGAAUAUGAGGUAUUAAGAUUAGUUGACAUAUGUUACGGGGAUCCCAACAACAAAGGAAAAUCUCGACUUCAUUUUAAGGUGCGGUGGAAAGGUUAUAGUCCAAGUGAUGAUACUUGGGAGCCAAUUGAGAACUUGGGAAAUUGCGGAGACAGCAUAAAAGAUUUUGUUAGAAGGGGGCAGCAAUUGAAAAUUCUGCCUCUACCAGGAGAUGUUGAUAUGAUAUGUGGGGGUCCUCCUUGUCAGGGCAUCAGUGGAUAUAAUCGCCACAGAAAUGUUGAUGACCCAUUGUCUGAUGAGAAAAAUCGUCAAAUUAUUAUCUUUAUGGAUGUUGUGGAAUUUUUACGGCCUAAAUAUGUGUUGAUGGAAAAUGUUUCUGACAUAUUGAGGUUCGAUAAAGCAUCUCUUGGAAGAUAUGCUUUAAGUCGUUUGGUACAUAUGAAAUACCAAGCAAGACUUGGAACUAUGGCAGCUGGUUGUUAUGGUCUCCCACAAUUUCGGCUGCGAGUUUUCUUUUGGGGUGCACUUUCGAGUGAGAGGUUGCCCCCAUUUCCACUUCCUUCGCAUGACGUGAUUGUUAAAUAUUGGCCCUCACCUGAAUUUGAGCGGAAUACUGUUGCUUAUGAAGAAGGACAACUACGUGACCUUGAGGAAGCUCUUGUUCUUCGUGAUGCUAUAUCUGAUAUGCCAGCUGUCACAUGGCAUGAAACUCGUGAAGAAAUGCCAUAUGAGAUGCCCCCACAAACAGAGUUUCAGAAAUACAUAAGACUAUCUAAACAUGAGAUAAUGAGUUGUUCAUCAAGUGGAGUCACGGAAACAAAAGAACCUGUUUUGUCUGAUCAUCGGCCUUGCCAAUUAAACGAGGACGAUUACUUGCGAGUUUGUCUAGUCCCACAUAGAAAGGGAGCGAAUUUCAGAGACCUCCCUGGUGUAAUUGUGGGAGCGGAUAAUGUGGCUCAUCGUGAUACAAAUGAGCCAAAAGUCUUACCAAAUGGAAAGCCCAUGGUUCCUGAUUGUGCCUUCAGUUUUGAGCAUGGAAAGUCUAAAAGGCCAUUUGCGAGAUUGUGGUGGGAUGAAACAGUAGCAACAUUAGUCACGUUUCCUAAUCAUCGUGCACAGGCUAUCUUACACCCAGAGCAGGAUCGGGUUCUGACCAUACGAGAAUAUGCAAGAUUGCAAGGUUUUCCAGAUUUCUAUAGGUUUACUGGUACUCUCAAGGAAAGGUAUUGCCAAGUCGGGAAUGCCGUAGCAGUUCCUGUUGGGCGAGCGCUCGGGUAUGCACUUGGACUUGCCUAUCAGAGGCUAGCUGGAAAUGAGCCUCUUAUUAAAUUGCCAUCAAAUUUCUCAUUCUUAACGCCUCCGAUUGAUGACAUUGUUGUCUUGCAAAAUUGAAUGCAUAUUCAUCAUUUUUUUACUACAUUGGUGAUUUCGGAGCUACUAUUGUUCAUUAGCCAGAUUAUUCCAUUUUCUUGUAUGAACUGUGAUUGAGCUGUUUGGGGCUGCGUACAAUAGACCCUUGUGGUCCGGUCCUUUCCCGGACCCCGUGCACAGGUGGAGCUUAGUGCACCGGGCUGCCCUUGUAACUGUUAACUGUUAUUGAGCUGAAUGGAUGCUGAAAUUGAUUCGAUAGCUUGCCCAAACAAGAUCAGGAUUUGGCUUUAGUUGAUUGACUGUGUUGAUCAAUGAACUACAGUAACCUUUUAUGUAAUCCUGUUUUCAUACAUUUAUAGAUUCUCCUUUCGAACA
This is a messenger RNA of Lycium barbarum (goji berry), 3899 nucleotides long. RefSeq names its product DNA (cytosine-5)-methyltransferase CMT2-like. The coding region runs from base 12 to 3545 and encodes 1177 amino acids. The record is from RefSeq and is a predicted model, not a curated record. Gene Ontology annotation, molecular function: chromatin binding; DNA (cytosine-5-)-methyltransferase activity. Gene Ontology annotation, cellular component: nucleus. Lineage: Eukaryota; Viridiplantae; Streptophyta; Magnoliopsida; Solanales; Solanaceae. The transcript has 21 exons.